Molecule: messenger RNA, 1037 nt
Organism: Austrofundulus limnaeus
Lineage: Eukaryota; Metazoa; Chordata; Actinopteri; Cyprinodontiformes; Rivulidae
Gene: mrps14
Product: mitochondrial ribosomal protein S14
Exons: 3
Coding region: 41-457 (138 amino acids)
Biological process (GO): translation
Cellular component (GO): mitochondrial small ribosomal subunit; ribosome
Molecular function (GO): structural constituent of ribosome
Source: RefSeq, a predicted model, not a curated record
GCCUCAAACACAAAAAAGAAAAAGAAACCUCGUUUCCGUUAUGGCUGCCAGCAGAUUAGCGUGUUUUGGGUUGAAUACCCUUUAUUCUACUAUUUGUGCACCUAAACAGGCACUGAGGAGCUGCUGGGGAGCAGUGGAGCAAGUGAGAGGUUACUAUGUUGACUGGAGGAUGCUAAGGGAUGUCAAGAGAAGGCAGAUGGCAUUUGACUAYGCAGAUCAGAGGUUACGGAUUAAUGCACUCAGGAAGAACACCAUCCUUCCCAAAAAUCUUCAGGCGAUAGCAGACAAAGAGAUUGCAGCACUGCCCAGAGACAGUUGUCCUGUGAGGAUACGGAACAGGUGUGUGAUGACUUCCCGACCUCGAGGAGUGAAGAAGAGAUGGAGGUUGAGCCGUAUCGUCUUCCGGCACUUAGCUGACCACAAUCAGCUAUCUGGGAUCCUGAGGGCCAGGUGGUGACCUUGUUGGAUACCAUCAGACUGCCUCCUGGCAGGAUGUUGAACUGGUCGUAAGCAGUAGGCCAAAACAUCAGCGUUUCAGUCUUCUGGAUGUUUAUGCGUUGUCCAGUUUAUUUUUAUUUUUUAUUUUUUCCUUGUUGCAAAUAAAAAGAAAGCAAAUAAAAUGUCAAUGAUCCCAGAAGUGCAACUGUCAAUCUCACCCACUGUGCACAGAAAUAAUUAACAAAUAUUGCUUCUUUUUUUUUGUCAAGUCAACAAUUUUUCCAACAGAACAUAUUUACUUGUUAAAUCAAAAUAAGUUAAGUAGUUGUAGCCACUUAUAGCUACGUUUUGUGUCAUGUAUUUUGGCAUUAGUUUGAUUUAAUUGCCUGUUAGGGAUUGUGUGCUUUAUGACAACAGUAUAACUUUUGUUCUUGUGAUCGAAAAGAAGAGGCUAUAAAAACAAUGCAUCCAUGCACACAACAUGUUUGUAGUGGCAAUUUUCUUUCAAGUUCAGUUAUUUUAAAGGCCAAUGUAGUUUGUUUUCACUGGAGGCAAAAUAAGUCCAUUGUCCAAAACCAUGCAGAAUUUUUUUUCUUUAA